This is a messenger RNA of Annulohypoxylon maeteangense, 1713 nucleotides long. RefSeq lists its product as uncharacterized. The transcript has a single exon. Bases 306 to 1637 code for a protein of 443 amino acids. NCBI's taxonomy places the organism in Eukaryota, Fungi, Ascomycota, Sordariomycetes, Xylariales, Hypoxylaceae. The record is from RefSeq and is a predicted model, not a curated record.
GCCUACUAAUACUAGUUAGACUAGUUGGACUAGUCGAUGGAUUCGAAACUGAUUCUUUCUAACUCUAGUAAUCUAUAACUAUUCCUAUCUUUAUUCGGGGUCUUGCAUCUCUAGUUUUAGGAUCUUCUUCGUUAAAGGAUGCCCAACCUGGCGAACCUCCACUUGCACCGCGUCAUCAUUUUUCCAACCCUCCAUUUACAGGUCACGUUUACCUAUAGCUCACUUAGUUGAGGUCGAUCUCACUAAUUAUAUCUAAAAGAUAACCGAAUACUCCAUUCUUCUAUUAUUCCCAGUGAAUCGCAAACAUGGUAUGGGCAAAGGUGUCAGAUACGCGCUGGGAGCGCCCAGUGGACGGCCUGGAGGGCUACUUCGUCGUUAUGGCGAAUGUCUCCGCCAGCCUAUGUGAGGGGCGUGAACAUUACACGCUGUUCUCAAAAAUCAAACUGGAGACAGGUUCUGAGGAUGUGACUCCAGCCCUCAAGCAUGCGUGGAAACAGAUUCGCUAUGAGCAGCCCCAAGUCGCUACCAUCGUCGAUGGCAUGAAGAAGGUGUACGAAGUUCCGGACGAGAAGGCAUUAGAAGAAUGGCUUGAGUCGACGUUUGUGGUCUCCCCGGCAUCCGACGCCGAGGAACUGUACCAGUCCGUAAAGCCUAUCAAGCAAGCCUCAUUGUACUACCUACCCAAAUCCUCGGAACUAAUAUUCCGCGGCCAUCACCACACACUUGACGGCACCGGCGUGUUGCUGUUCUGGCACAGCUACCUAGAUGCGCUUGCUUCGCCGAUCGAGAACAUAAGGUUCGGCGACGAGCAUGCCAGGCUCGCCCCUGUCAUGGAGGAAACCCUAGGCUAUGCGGAGCAACCAACGCAAGAACAAAGCGACAAAGCGACAUCUCUAUUCAUGAGCUGGGCCGCUGCCAUGCCCGGCGUCGGGCCCGUGUCAAAACUCGGCGCGGCUCCUUCGGGACGAUGCCAGAACACGGAAUUGGUGUUCCCCACACAGACCACCAAGGCGAUCGUCGCGGCCUGCAAGAGCAAGGGUUUUAGCGUAACUGCAGCUGUGCACGCCGCAUACAUCGCGGCCAUAUCCAAGCACGCAGACCCCGAGUCGAAGCUCGCGGAAUACGUAACCGCAGCACAGUUUAACCUACGCCCCUAUCUGCCAGAACCGUACAGCACGAGCAAGCACGCGGUCUCGGUCUACUAUACCCCUAUACCAUAUAAGGUCGACCUCCCGACUUCGUUCUCGGAUAUUGCGAAGUCGUUGCAUGAGUACUAUCAGACUACGUUCAAAGCUAACGCCGAGAUGCUCGAGCUUAAAGGACACUUCACGCGAGUCCUAUGCGGGGCCGUCCAGACGCCCGAGUUCCUAGCCAGCCCAAUAUCCAAGGACGCUCUAGUCAGCAGCUUGGGUGUUGCAGAGCGCUACGUGCAGCGGGAAUACGGAAACGGGAUCAAGGUUACGGAUCUUAAACUAGGCGUUGAUGUCGUGAUGGGAAUGAGCAUGUUCUUCUUUUACACUUUCCGCGAUCAGCUAAGACUUGUAUAUAGUUUCAAUGAUGGGUUUGAGGAGCCGGAGAAUAUCCAGAAGUACUUAGAGGAGGUGCAGACGGUCCUCGUUGAAGAGUUAUUGGCAUAGAGAUAGACUACGUAGAUCUAGAGGUAUAUGUGCAUACAUCAUGCCCUUGUAGUAUCAAGGGUUUCAUAUCUCGUAU